Molecule: messenger RNA, 2319 nt
Organism: Osmerus eperlanus (European smelt)
Lineage: Eukaryota; Metazoa; Chordata; Actinopteri; Osmeriformes; Osmeridae
Exons: 15
Coding region: 1-2319 (772 amino acids)
Source: RefSeq, a predicted model, not a curated record
AUGAACGUGAACCUGACCGGAAGUUAUUUGGAAUCAGAUCCUGAUACUUUGGGGUUGGAGGAAGAGCUUCAGGAUGCCAAUAACCUCCUUCAGGAUUUGGAGAAUGAGGCACAGGAGGAGCACAACAAUUCCUCUGACCCAAAGCCUAUCCGGUGGAAGAAGCGCAACAGACAAGGGCUUGUUAUUCCUCAAAGGCCGCCAUCCAGUAGGAAGACCAGUUGCAUGCCACCUAAACACUCCAGAUGUGAGCCACCAGAUGUGAGUGUUGCCAAUGUCAACCCAACAAAAGUGUCUGAAACUGAGGUGCUUCGUCAAGAGCUCCUUGAGCUGCUGGUGGAUGGAGUUGAGGACCAAGUAGUGACUUGUGAGGCGUCUCUUGAGCCAGCUGCUAAUGCUACUGAUUGGGAGAUCAGAAACACUGUGUCCUCACAAAAGUGGAAAGAGGCCAGGCCUCUUCUUAUUGAAAAUAUGCUGGCUAGUCAGGAUCCACAUCCAAACAGCAGGUGCCAAUGUGGCAAACAAGCCAGUGUGAGGUGCCUGGACUGCCUGCCUCUCCCAUUCCUUUGUGAGGACUGUGAUGUUGCUGUUCACACACGCUUUGUCCUGCACAACAGAGAGGCAGUAACUGGAGGGUUUUUGCAGCCUUUGUCAGAGUUUCAGCAGCAAAUAGUGUGGCUGUUACCGAUACAGAGGCCAGAUCGCGUCUGUGGCUGUUCAACAGGCGAAAGUCAUGUUUCACAUGGCAGAAAUGUGGCUCUUAUAACCAUAAAUGGUCGCUAUAACCUUGCAUUGCCAGUGGUGAGUUGCACCAGCUGUGGCGCAACAUGGUCCCCCUCCAUUAAGGACAUCCAUGAUGGUGGAUACUGGCCUGGCACAGUUAAUUUCUGCACCCUCUUUGCCACUGAUGUCUUUCAGUCUUUCUGUGACAUCAAGAUGGCCGCACCAGGGAUGUCACUUAAGGCAUAUGUCCAAAUGCUUGACAAGAGAACAGUGCACUUUGGAAGAACUGGCAAAAUAUCAGCUGAUACCUUCAGCAAAAGCUUCUCGGAGUGGGUUGCUGUAAGGUUUCAGGUGGAGAAGAUAUGUCAGGAGACAUUUUUCAGCUGCCCUGCCUGCACUCCAGAAAUGCUUGCCGUCUCCGUUGAUGGAAACCGCAAGCUUUAUCGCUUUAAAUCAAAUGCAAGCACUUCACAGCAAAGCAACUUUGAAGACAUCUUCAUUUUAAAAGAUGAGGAGGUUGCUGACUUUGUAAGCCACAUCCACAGACGGACAAGAAAAGGGGCUUGUGGAUCUUCAGCUUGGACAGCAGCUAAGGAGUUAUCCAGGAAGUCCACCAGCAAACUGGAUGAGGAAGGGCUUGAAAUAGCUGUUUGUCGCCAUGGAGUCCUCCUCAGUGCUCUAAACAUGUAUCGAGGAGAGAUUUUUGCGUACCCACUUUUCCUCCAGAAGACGUUAGCAGCAAGUACCCCAGGAAACAUCACAUUCCUUUGCUCAGAUGUAGCCUGCAAAUAUUUUCCCUAUCUAGCCAAGGUGGCUCAGCAGUGCCCUGAGAUGAGGGAUCUCUUGUCCAUGCGUCCUUUCCUUUCGGUCAUGCAUGCAAAGGCACACACUGGGAAAUGCGAGAUUAAAUGGGGAGGCGCUUUUCAGGAAGGUGCAGGCUCAACAAUUGGAGAAGAGGUUGAGCAAGUGAACAGUUUCCUGUCCAGAGCAGCCAUCACAACCAAGUACAUGUCUAAAGCAGGUCGAACAGACAUGCUGACCCUCCUGGCUUGGGGGUGGAAUAAAAGGAAAGUGGAGAACAUAGGCCGCACUUUGAGCCAGAGAUACCUUAAGACUGUAAGGAUGCUUAAGGAACAAGUGGAGAGCCUGGAUGCUACCAAAGAUGAGCUGGGCGUAGAUGACAGCACAAUGCAGUCAUGGGUGUGUGAUGUGCAGCAAUGGGCUGAAGUUGCUGCAGACCUUCAGACCAAAAGGAAGGUGUUUGAGAAGGUGAUGGCUGUGAGGCGCCUGAAGGAGGAGGAAAUGCUCCUUUGCAAAGAAAUGCAGCAGCAUUGGACAGUGAUGAAGGCACAACAUUUGAAGCUGGGAACUAUCUCUUCUUUUGCUGACAUGUCUGAGGAUGCACAGAAGGGACUACGGUGUCUGGUGCUUAAAAAGCAAACAGAGCUGAAAGCACAAAUGCUGAAAGUGAAGGACUACUACAGCAGAAUCCUGAGCCACCAACCGCUCCUGGACAUAGACUCGGAGGAGGAGGAGAUGCCAGAAGAAAAUGAUGCAGCUGACAGUGAUUUCAGCACUUCUGACGAGGACUGUGUCUAG